This is a messenger RNA of Oreochromis aureus, 2106 nucleotides long. RefSeq names its product bone morphogenetic protein 15 (gene bmp15). The coding region runs from base 135 to 1484 and encodes 449 amino acids. Gene Ontology annotation, molecular function: growth factor activity; cytokine activity. Gene Ontology annotation, cellular component: extracellular region. Gene Ontology annotation, biological process: SMAD protein signal transduction; BMP signaling pathway. The transcript has 2 exons. The record is from RefSeq and is a predicted model, not a curated record. NCBI's taxonomy places the organism in Eukaryota, Metazoa, Chordata, Actinopteri, Cichliformes, Cichlidae.
CAGGAAGUUGAAAAGUCCAAAAUGGCGAGCGAGCAGGUGAGCCUGUAAAUGACGCCUUUAGGCCGCGCGGAGGAUGUUUGCCAACUCUAGCCUCGUCGGUGGAGCUCGCUAGCGCCAGAGGUUUUAUAUCCAACAUGAGGGCGACCUGCGCCAAACGCAGCUUAGGCUUCCUGCGUGUCUGCGCCCUGUCCUGCUUCGUCUUCCUGCUCUGUUCCACUUGCGGUGGGCAGAACAUGACCUCUCAUCAGCCCGCGCUGAGGCGCACUCGUCGGAGUCACCAAAGCGCGAAGCACAGAGGUGCGCACCGCAACCACCACAGGCCGCUGACCGACGAGCAGAAAGCGGACCAGAACCUGCAGUUCAUGCUCAGUUUGUACCACAGCGCAGCCGAACCGGACGGCAGGCCCAAACAGCCCCGGAAGUUCGGCUCCAACACGGUGCGCCUGCUGAGGCCCACGGCGUCAUCGGUGCACUACCUGCCCGCGUCUGGAGACCACUGCUACACCUUCACGGUGCAGUACAACCUCGACACUCUCCCCUCAGAGCAACUGGUGAGAGCUUCUUUUGUUCACCUUCGCUCUUCUCCGCCCUCUUCUUCCUCCACAAACUUGAGCACUGCCCAGGCCGUCCAGCCGCCCCGCUGCAGGGCUCAGAUCACCGCGCUGGGUGCAGAGAGUCUGGUCACCUUGGAGCCCCACGAGCGGUGGACGGAGACGGACAUCACCGCACACGUCCUGCAUGGGAAGGAUCGAGGCCGGGGGAGGCACUUGACCCUCACUGCCCAGUACUGGUGCACAGAACCUGAGCUGGCUGAAGAGAGCAGCGGCCUCUUGCGGUGGUGGAGGAUUCUUUCUCGAGGGAGGACACGCUGGAGCGGUGAACCUCACCUCGAAGUUCCCUCUCUUCUUCUGUACCUGGAGGAGGAGAGGGAGGUGAAGGACUGGAUGGGAGAACUGCUUGGCACGGAAGGGGAAGGCAUCAUGAGGCAAAUUGGGCAGUGGCAUCCUUCACUUCACCGCCGCCGUCGCUCCAAAGACUCUUCAGAGCAUCAGGAUUCUUCGCUGGACGCACUAAAGAAUGCCCCCACUUCCUCUUCAUCCUUCUCCACCCCCACCUCAUCCUUGAUCCUCUCUGAUAUCCCCAGCUACAAACACAAAACCAGCACACCUAAAAACCGCUGCAAGCUCCACUCUUUCCGCCUGUCUUUUGACGAACUCGGCUGGGGCCACUACUUUAUCGCCCCGCCCGUCUACAACCCUCGGUUCUGCCAGGGCGACUGCCCGAGGGUGCUCCACUAUGGCUACCAUUCCCCCAACCAUGCCAUAAUCCAGACGCUCAUCAAUGACCUUGGCGUCGGGGACGUCCCUCCUCCAUCCUGCGUGCCCUACAAAUACAUGCCCAUGAGCGUGCUGGUCGUGCACAAGAAGAAGGUGGAGUACAGGGAGCUGGACGACAUGGUGGCAGAGUCCUGCACGUGUCGCUAAAGACUUGGAGGAGCACACCUGAGAGACUUAAAUAUGCUUAUCCCUGAGGGGGAAGAAAAAGAGACUAAAAUGGAAUUUCUGAUGGGACACUGUUUUGAGCUUCAGCUUGGCAGCUAACCACUGUUGUGGUUUCCGUGUGGUUUCAUGGUCCCUGUUGAAGCACUUUAAAAGGUGGAUGCUGAAUGUGAAUGCGGGAUCUGCAGACAGAAGAAAGCCCUUACUUUCCAGUGUGGAAUAACUGUACUGUAAACCCUCUGCGGCUAAAAGCACUUUGUAGGUGAAUAUACUGCUGAUGAAAUUAUAGAUCACUAAAAAGCAGGUUGGGUCACCCUGAAUGAUUAUUAUCCCAAACUUCCCAAAAAUAUAACAAAUGUACAAAUACAUAAACUAACUUUGGGUAAACACUGGUCUACAUAUAAGAUUUAAACAGAACAAAUUUAAAAUCUCAGUAUUCAAUCUUAAUCCACAUGACUUUUUCUUCCUGUGUGUCUGUCUGUGUGUUGUUAUUUGUGUAAAUCUGAUCUGUUUCACAGCAUUAAAAAAUAAAUCUGGAUAAUGUGAUGGCACUAUACCGGGCUGCAUUCAGCAGGAAAUUAGACGCUUGUUUAAAAAAAAAAAAAAA